This is a messenger RNA of Knipowitschia caucasica, 243 nucleotides long. NCBI's taxonomy places the organism in Eukaryota, Metazoa, Chordata, Actinopteri, Gobiiformes, Gobiidae. The record is from the annotation of a GenBank genome assembly.
AUGUGGGAGUGGAGGAUAAAGGAGAGUCCGGACUGCAUCAAAAGAAUCACUUGUGACGUUUACAAAGAGCUGUGCUCAGGAAACAAGAAGACAUGGGUCCACUUUACUGCUUUGAUCCACGAAGGUUUCAGCGACUGCAUCAUCUCAGAGAUCCACAACCGCCUGGUUGGACCCAAGAAGAAGAGGAGCAGACUGAGCUCCUUCUUCCACUCAGUCCGCCACGCGCUGUGUAGAUACUGUUAA